Molecule: messenger RNA, 792 nt
Organism: Staurois parvus
Lineage: Eukaryota; Metazoa; Chordata; Amphibia; Anura; Ranidae
Source: the annotation of a GenBank genome assembly
GCAGCAGUGCGGAGCGUCCCUGUGCCUGCACGGAGCUCUGCUCACAUCUCAAUCCAUUGUACUGUGUUGUUGGUGCUUUUCACAUUCCGCUGGACGGCGAAGUGUAAAGUGCGGAGUAUGGGGGACGAGCAGGAGAUCAUGUGUAAGCUGGAGAGCAUCAAGGAGAUCAGGAACAAGACUCUUCAGAUGGAGAAGAUCAAGGCCAGACUGAAAGCUGAGUUUGAGUCCUUGGAGUCUGAGGAGAGACAUCUAAAAGAGUACAAACAAGAAAUGGACCUUUUACUUCAGGAGAAGAUGGCUCAUGUAGAAGAGCUGAGGCUUAUUCAUGCUGACAUUAAUGUGAUGGAAAACACAAUCAAACAGUCAGAAAAUGACCUGAACAAACUUUUAGAGUCUACACGUCGCCUACAUGAGGAGUACAAGCCACUGAAGGAGCACGUAGAUGCACUAAGAAUGACUCUAGGGCUACAGAGACUACCAGAUCUGUGUGAGGAGGAGGAAAAGCUGUCUUUGGACUACUUUGAAAAACAGAAAGCUGAAUGGCAAACAGAGCCUCAGGAACCACCUAUACCAGAGUCCCUUGCAGCAGCAGCCGCAGCAGCACAACAGCUACAAGUAGCUAGAAAGCAGGACACCCGACAGACAGCCACCUUUCGGCAACAGCCACCUCCCAUGAAGGCCUGCUUAUCAUGCCACCAACAGAUACACCGCAAUGCACCAAUCUGCCCACUGUGUAAAGCAAAAAGCCGUUCUCGGAAUCCAAAGAAACCAAAAAGGAAACAAGAUGAAUAG